AUGGAUUUCCAGAGCUGGUUUGUCGUUCCAGUGGGGGUAUUGCUGUGCUGUGCUCUUCAGACAUCAGCUGUUCAACAUCCUGCAUCUCACAACUGCACCAGCAAUGGUCAAAGAAUAUCAUUCAGGCACUCCUACAAAAUUGACCUGCCCACAUCCUCCCAGAUUAAGGUGGAGGCAGAUCCAUUCGAGCAUGAAGACAACAGUGGGGUGCAGCUAGAUUCUGGAGAGGCUGAGGAAAAUGACGAGCAGAAUAUAACCUUUAGGCACAGUAUCCAUGUGCACGCACCCAAAGGGGACUGUGAAACACUGACCCACAUUAAAGGUCUGCUUGAAAAGCUAGAGAAGCUUGAGAAAGAAGUGGCAGAGCUGAGAGAAGUUUGCAGCCCUGAGAAGUGCUGUGGGGGAAGCAGAGAUUUGUCGCAUUGCAGUGGCCAUGGGAUGUUCCUCUAUGAGACGUGCAGCUGUAAGUGUGCAGAGGGCUGGGAGGGCAGUGACUGCUCCCAUCCUUCCUGCCCCAGCCACUGCAGCGGUCAUGGGCGCUGUGAUGGUGGGAAGUGUAUCUGUGAUGAGCUUCACUUCGGUGAGGACUGCAAGCAUCAGCUCUGCCCUGAGAACUGCAGCAGUAAUGGGACCUGCGACACAGCCAAAGGGGUCUGCCAGUGCUAUGAGGAGUUCAUCGGGGAGGACUGCAGUGAGAAACGAUGUCCUGGGGACUGCACUGGCAAUGGGUUCUGUGACACAGGAGAGUGCUACUGCCAUGAUGGCUUCUUUGGCCUUGACUGCUCCCAGGUGCUUGCUCCUCAGAACCUGCAGCUACUGAACUCCACAGAGAAGGCUCUGGCUGUCAGCUGGGAUCCAGUGACUGAUGUAGAUAAUUACCUCAUCAGCUAUUAUCCAGUGGGGUAUGAGACAUUGGUGAAACAAGUCCACAUGCCCAAAGAACAGUUCAUCUGUGAGAUUGUGGGUCUCCGGCCUGGCACCAUGUACAAUAUCACACUUCAUCAUGUGAAGAAGGGGUUUGCCAGUGAGCCCAAGUAUCUAGAAGCAAGCACAGUUCUAUCUGCACUCAGUGCCAUCUGGAUAACAGAAGAAAUGGAGCACUCCCUAGAAGUGGAGUGGGAGAACCCACCAACAGAUGUGGAUUAUUACAAGCUGAAGUUCAGAUCCCUGGUUGAGAUGGACGAGAAGCAGGUCAUGGUGCCCAAAAGCAAUGACCCUAAGACCAGACACAUCAUGACUGGCCUGAAACCUGGCACUGAGUAUGAGGUCACUGUCAUACCCAUGAAAAACAAUACAGAGGGGAAACCCUCCUCAGUGAGUGGUAGGACUGCAGUUGAUAGCCCAACCAAUGUGGCAGCUGAGCAAGUGACAGAAGAUAUGGCCACUGUCUCAUGGUAUAAAGUUGAGGCUCCCAUAGACAGGUACAUGGUGAUAUAUACCUCAUUUGAUGGAGACACAAAGAAAAUAGAGGUGGGGAGUGAAAAUGACAUAGUCACCUUAUGGGAUCUGGACCCAGGCAUGCAAUAUAUCAUAGACAUCUGGGCAGAGAAGGGGCCCUAUAGGAGCAAGAAAGCAAGCACCACCAAAGCUGUGACAGAAACUGACAGCCCAACUGAGCUGCUGACUGACCAAGUCACAGAGGAUGUAAUUACUGUUUCCUGGAACAAAGUCCAGGCUGCCAUAGACAGAUACAGAGUGAGCUACAUCUCAGCUGAUGGGGACACAGAGGACAGAGAGGUGAAAAAAGACAAGAAUGUCACUACCUUGGCAGGACUGAAGCCAGGCAUGGAGUAUGUCAUUUAUGUCUAGGCAGAAAAGGGAAAACAACAGAGCAAGAGGGCCAGCAUUGAGGCUGUGACAGAAAUUGACAGCCCAGCUCAUCUAAUGACUGACCAAGUGACAGAAGACACAGCCACCAUCUCCUGGGACAGGGCCCAGGCUCCUGUAGAUAGGUACAUGGUGAACUACACCUCUGGUGGUGACACAGAGGAGGUAGAAGUGGAAAAGAACGAGAGCACUACGAGACUGACAGGACUGAAACCUGGUAUUGAGUAUAUUAUCUUCCUCUGGGCAGAGAAGGGAACACAGCAGAGCAAGAAGAUCAGAACUGAGGCAGUGAUGGAGAUUGAUCCUCCUAAGAACCUCCAUGUAUCAGGUGUGACUCAUUCUGCUGGUGUGGCUACCUGGACUCCUCCUGCAGCACAGAUCGAUGGCUAUGUUCUGACCUACCAGGGUCAAGAUGGCACAAGCAAGGUACAACAAAUUCCUCAUGAGCAACAGUUUGUGCUGGAGGGGCUGGAACAAGGACUAAGGUAUACCAUCUCUGUGAUGGCCUAUAAGGGAGGUCACCAGAGCAGAAAGAUGGACAGUACCUUCUCAACAGCUAGCUCCCUCUACUCGUAUCCUGCAGACUGCAGCCAGAUGCAGCAGAAUGGAAAUACAUCCAGUGGCAUGUACACCAUUUACCUGAAAGGGGAUGGCAGCAGGCCAAUGCAGGUGUACUGUGACAUGACCACUGAUGGAGGCGGGUGGACAGUGUUUCAGAGGCGGAGCACUGGCGAGGUGGAUUUCUACCAAUGCUGGAAAAAUUAUGUGGAAGGAUUUGGAGAUCCCACAGGAGAAUUCUGGCUUGGUCUUGACAAGCUGCACAAUCUCACAAGCAGCAGUCCCAUUCACUACGAGCUUCGUGUGGACUUGCGGACAGCCAGUGAAUCUGUCUACACUGUCUAUGACUUCUUCCAGGUUGCCUCAAGCAGUGACAGAUACAGGCUGUCAGUGGGAAAAUACAGAGGCAAUGCUGGGGAUGCAAUGACCUACCACAAUGGCUGGAAGUUCACAACAUGGGACAGAGACAAUGAUGUGGCCCUCGGCAACUGUGCUCUGACACACCAUGGUGCAUGGUGGUACAAGAACUGCCACUUGGCCAACCUCAAUGAGAAAUAUGGGGAGAGCAAACACAGUGAGGGUGUGAAUUGGGAGCCAUGGAAAGGCCAUGAAUUCUCCAUUCCUUUCACUGAGAUGAAGAUCCGUCCUCAGUCUUCCAGUAAUGAGCCAGUCCUGGGGAGGAAGAAGAGGUUUCUAUUAGGGAAGAGGAAGAAGAUCAGGGCUUAA
Melopsittacus undulatus (budgerigar) is the source of this 3111-nucleotide messenger RNA. It is a transcript of the gene TNN, whose product is annotated as tenascin N. The record is from RefSeq and is a predicted model, not a curated record. Lineage: Eukaryota; Metazoa; Chordata; Aves; Psittaciformes; Psittaculidae. The transcript has 15 exons. Gene Ontology annotation, molecular function: protein binding.